Messenger RNA from Verruconis gallopava, 1407 nucleotides. RefSeq lists its product as uncharacterized. The transcript is spliced from 2 exons. Lineage: Eukaryota; Fungi; Ascomycota; Dothideomycetes; Venturiales; Sympoventuriaceae. The record is from RefSeq and is a predicted model, not a curated record. Bases 411 to 1241 code for a protein of 276 amino acids.
CAAGCUUAGUUUGAUUCCUUAAUAGUCAGCUUUACCUGUAAUCUAAAUUUUAAUCCGGACUCAUAUAUGCAACAUCGGACUCAUUGAUUGAUCAGCAUUACAAAAGCUGAGAUGGACCUAUGCAUAUACACGAUCUGCCGCUGUGGUCGAGCUUGCUAAGGGAUGACAAAAUAUUACUGCAGAAUAUCUCCAAACGCUAAGAUUCUCGAUGCUUACAUUUCUGUACACCCACACUCGUAUAUAAUUCAUCAGCUCUAUCCUUCAUCAUGUUUCCAUGUCAAACAUAUAACCAGCGAUAAUCGGAUAACAUCUUUCAUAAGUUUGGCAAUACUGAUUAAAGGCCUAGCUUUCAUACUGGCGAAUCUUAACUCGAGUCACUUCCAAAGUCAUUGCAUCACGUCUCCCAUGCAAUGUCAUCGACAAUUUCGAAAAUAUCCAACCCAAUCUUAACAAAAUUCAAGGUUACACCACGCCGUUGGUCCGCACGUGGACAUGCUGAUCACGGUUGGUUGUACACCUUCCACACGUUUUCUUUUGCCUCGUACUACGACCCUAGGUACGAAUCAUUCGGACCUUUGCGCGUCAUCAAUGAAGACCGCGUAGAGAGGGGGACAGGUUUCGGUACGCAUAGCCAUGCCGAGUUUUUGAUUUGGUCGUAUAUUGUAAGCGGAGAGUUGGAGCACAAGGAUUCCAUGGGCAAUGUUGAGAUACUCCGCCGCGGAGAGGUACAGUUCACCAGUGCGGGUACUGGCAUUAGACAUUCCGAGUACAACAGGAACAAAGAAGAAGAUAACCACUUCCUGCAAAUCUGGGCGAAGCCUAACGUUCGUGGCUUGGAACCAUCGUACAUCACGCGCAAGUACACGGACGAAAUAAAGCAAGACAAACUCGUUCGCAUCAUUGAGUCUAAGGAGCGACAUUCUGGAGGCAAUUUGGAGAACGAUCCAAUUCCAGCGCAUGCAGAUUUGAGUAUGUCCGCGUCCAUAUUGAAUCCAGGCAAAAGUGUCUCGCAUGAAGUGGUUACCAGAGGUGAACGGAAGAUCUUCUUGCAUGUUGUUAUGGGCGGGCGGACGCAGCCAGAGUCGGGUGGUGCGAGAAUCCGAGUAGGGGACGUUCAGUUGGGGGAGGGUGAUGGUGCAUUUGUGGAAGAAGUGAGGGGGCCUGGUCAGAUCACUAUCGAAAGUACUGGAGAGAAGCCUGCCGAAUUUCUUCUCUUUGACAUGGGGUUGGAAGAUGCAUAGCGUCUCUGCCGUGAAAUGGGUUUGUUUAAACAAGGGCCGUGUACGUAUCGUUUCUGGCUAGAGGUCGAUGAUGAUGCACAAGAUGCUUCCUUCGCCUGGUAGAUGAUCAUAGGUCGCGAUUUCUUGGUACGAAAGGUUCUGCAAAAUGAAAUUAACUAUUCCAAAA